AUGAUUCGCAGUGCGAAGAAAGUAGAGCAUAAGCUAAAGGCUUUGCUAUCGCCCUCGCCAAGGGCUUCAGUCCGUCACCAGCCUGCAAAUAUAAUGGAUGGCGAAGACUAUACUGAUAGCGGCAUCGUUCAGAUUGACUCCAUUACCCGCCAGCAGAAUGUCACUAAUAGAGGUAAGCGAGAUGCACGCGCAAUAGCGGGAAAAAAUUCGUUGCCUAUGCCGCUUUCGAGUAGCUCAUCGAAAGAACCAAACGAUAAAAACAUAUCACCAACAGCCCACCACCACACUCACCCGGAUACGGUGCAAUCGGCAGACUUGGAAGUUCACAGUCCGGUUGAAUACGAGACCCCUGUGGGAAGGUUUAGGGUUUCCAGCCCAACUAUACUUAGUGAUGCUAGCAACCCCGUGACAGCUAGUCUUAGCACGGUAGCUGACGAAGUAGUUUCGACCGUCAGUGCAGCCGUCGGAAAUAGUGACAAGGAUGUCAGUGAAAAUCGCAAGCAUAGCUUUACAGAGAAGGGAGAAAUAGAGUGUGUAGAUAGUGAUAAGCACUUUGUGGCCUCUCGACAUUCAUCGAGAGGAUCACGGUCUACAACCCCUACAUAUACACACGUAAGCACAGCUACGUCGCAUGUACUGUCAAAUAGUUACGAAAAUACAGUUGCAUACAAAUCAACACAAGCACAAGCGCCCGCAUCGCCAGUACAAUUCGCGAACGGCCGUUUCUCGGUUAAAGAAACCAAUCCAGCGGACAGCCCUUUGCUAGGUGCUAUCGCACAUCGUGCUCGCGGAGAAAUCAGCAGUGAGCUGAGUACUGGAGACCACAUUCUUGCUUUUCCCGUUGAAAUUGAUAGUAUAACUGACUUGAGAGGAGCUGAGCACUCACGUAGCAAAAUAUCUAAAACCACCGGCACAGUGUGUAGUGGUAUAGAGGUGCCAGAAGCGAAUGAGAAAAAAAGUGGUACUACAAUGAAAGGUGAGAUACAGGAGACGAAUACAGUAAGUAGAAACACGAAUGUAGAGAGAGUGGCAAAGACUGGCCCGGGUGUGAAUUUUCCGACUGGCUCAGGCGAACGAACAAGCACCUCACAAGGCCGGUUUUCUGUGAACAAUUCAGACCUUUCAGGGGAUGGUGUGAGCCCCCUUUUACAUAGCAGGACAAAUAGUACCGCUUUGAAAACAAAUUUGUCGCAAAGCCGCUUCUCGGUGAAGGACGCUGAGUUGCAGGACACAUCACACCAAGCAAUCAUGGGUGUAGUGAGGGAAGUUACGCAAGAGUCUGACGGUAGUCCUUCUAUGCCGGGUGGGAGAAGCAGAUAUAAUAUCAGCGGUGUACCUGAUGAAAACCACACGCAGCAUUUACUACGGGCGAGUUGUAUCGAGGGUGCGCACGCUACAUCUAGCAUGGAAGGCGAGCGUGAUAGUGUUAACACUCCGGUGGGCAGAUUUAACGUGACAAGUUCGAGCGCAAAUUCAUCUACAUUUAGUGUCAGAUCAGUAGAUUCUUCUAUUGCAUACGACGAAAUAAGAAAAGUUGUCAAGGGUACAGGGGAUGAGCGUACUGUACCUGAUGGUCAAGUAAACGACCAACUGAAUACAACUGUGCAGAACGAGAAUGAAAUUGGACUCUCAACAAAUAUUGUUGAAAAAUUGGUGGAGAACACAGACAGCACAUCAAUAGGUCUCAGCGAGGACAUGACUAUAGAUUCAACAACUGACAGGGCGUGCUCACCUCUAGGCAAUUCGGAAAGCGAUGCCUCUGUUGGCAGAUUCUUGGUCUCAGACAUCAGCGCAGAGGCAGAACUCGAUGUUCAAACCUCGAGUGCUCCAGAGUCCACUUUAUCUCGAAAUCGCCCGAAUCGAUUCUCGGUAAGAAAAUCUAGUAUGAUUACAGAGCUGAAUGGGCAGACUAAAGGGGUUGAGGAUAGGAUUAUGCUUGAUUCACAAACGGUACAUGAUUCCCAAGUUUCUAUCAGAAAGCCAGCUAAUGAUAUUCAUGCUGACCAACAAAUAGUAGAUCACCAUGGUCACCCAGCAACUGAAUCGAAUACCAAGAAGGCGGAAACCCGAUUUCAAGUCACAGAUACUAUAGAGGGUAGAGAAUCAUUUAGAACAAUGUCGCCGCCUGGAUCAUAUUACCGAAACGAUGGUGCAACACAAAGCACAGUUGCCAGUUCCCGCGCACGUGAGCACUCCGAUGCAGGUGUAGCUGCACGUAUUGAGCGCGUGGACAGGUUUUCGAUUCGACGAGUUAACAGUGGUGUAGCGGUGGGCCCCUGCGAGGGGGAAUGAGGGAUGGCAUGUUUAGAUACACAUACCUUAUUCAAAUUUCACUGGACUCUCACGUAGAAGGCUACAAAUUUUAUUCGAGCAUUUAGCGGCAGAACUCCUUCGACCGAUGAACUCUUGAUCCACAAAUGAACAAAUAAGGAGUUCAUAGAUUUGCAUCUACGUACUUCACGUGUGACUUGCAAUCUGAACAACACGUGGCAAAUUUUUAGCGCAUAACAGACGUCCUUGUGAGCCUUAUAAGCCGGAUCAAAUAAAGGCACAUCCACAU
Messenger RNA from Sphaeroforma arctica JP610, 2560 nucleotides. RefSeq lists its product as hypothetical. The transcript has a single exon. The record is from RefSeq and is a predicted model, not a curated record. The coding region runs from base 1 to 2292 and encodes 763 amino acids. Lineage: Eukaryota; Ichthyosporea; Ichthyophonida.